CGCUGGGCGUGGGGCCUCUGUGGUGGUCCUGAUGUGCCCCAUGCCGCAUUGUCUGUAUCCACAGUCAACACAGAGAGCCGCGGCGUGGGGAUCAAGCAGAGUCAGCUCUCUGUGAGCUCCCACAUUGUGCAAGAGGAUGAAUUGUUGAAAGCUGUGAGAAGCAACGAACCAUUGCGUCUAACGUUCACUCUCCACUUGACCGAGAGUACGUCCGUCGAGUGGGAAACCGUAGCAUGGCGCCGCUGUCUAUACAUUCGCGUACCAAGCUGCCUUCUGCCCGAAGGAUCAAAAGAGGGGUUUGUCUCGCUCCUAGAAUACGCCGAGGAAACACUGCGCUGCACCAAUAUCAUUGUUUGCCUUCGCAAAGAUAGAUCAGAUCGAGCAAUGCUGGUUCGUACCUUCAUGUUCUUGGGCUUCACGGUCCUGCCGCCAACUCAUGCCUUGGUACCGCCAGGCAGUGACGCUGGCAAUCUCUACAUGCUCUAUGCCAUCGAGUAAUCGGCAAGCAGUUGUGCCUCUCUCAAAUUUAACGCGCAGGUACUACCAUAAACCAAGUAUAAGGUAAAAUUCCGAAAAGAGGGACAAUUGGAAAAUUCUGGAAAACGACAUAUAUAUUUUUCUUUUAUAUCUUAAGUUUUGCUAUAUAAUUUUUCUUAUUAGCCACAAAUUGGGAGAUUUGCAAAUUUUGAAGAGAAUUUAUAUCAAAUGAUUAUCGAUUAUCGAUGCAGAAAAACCUCGGCGUUAAAUUGAAGGAGGCUUGAUGAAAACAAAAUUAUAGUCGCGAAUAUGUAGAACGCGUACGUAAAAGGCUUUCGAUGGAUAUAUCGAUUCAUUCUCUUGAACACAAUGUUAAUAACUCUUAUAAGAGCAUAUAAGCUGCUGACAAAGCUUCCCACGUGAAAGAAUUUGACGGAAUCAAUAAUCGCACUUUAACAACUGAACACGGCGAUAAACUGUCAAAUUUUAGAGAAAAUUUAUUAUCGAUAUAUCUCAAUGUUAAUUGUGGCAGAUUGGGUAUCACCGCGUUAUUCUUCGUAAUAUAUGUAUAAGUACAUUAUUUUUAAGUAUUAUCAAUAUGUAUAAUCUAGACUCGUUACGCGAGUACGAAUUUAAUAAGUUUAAUAAGUUUUCGAUCGCUUCUGUUUUAUCGUUUAAAAACGACAUUAUUUAUGGUUAAUUGACUGAUAUUCUUUAUGAAAUGUGCAAUUAUCUUCUAUAAUUUCAUGGAUAAUUCAUGAUCUUAUUUACGAAGUAAAAGUAAAAAGAAAUUGCGCAAGCAUCAAGUAAAAACAGAAUAAUAAGAUUUUGGUGUCCAAACUGACUUUUCGCAGUCUAAUUCUUCGUUCGAAAAAUGUUUAUCUCCGGUAAAAUAUAUGUUCGAAUAAAUUGAAUACUAAUUAACUCAGGACAGCGUUUGCUAUCGUAUGGAUGGCAUAGCUUUGCAAAUUUGACCAAGAAUAGUAAGAAUCAAAAAUAUCAUGACCAUUACGUUACAUUGAUAACCGGAUAUGAGAAAUGACAUUUCACGCAUUAUUUCCCUCGAAGUACUCUAAAUUUGAAGGUACUGAAUUAUUAUAAAUCUUAUUUAUCGUUAUAUAAGCCCUAUACUUAUUAACUUUUUUUUUUUUAUAGUAUAUCCUUAGGUGAUAGUAUGUCUAAGUAAUAGUAUAUCUGGUAAUUCCCAAUCAGUUAACAUUGAAGAGAUCUUGCUAAUAAAUGCGUUCUUUAGUGUUGACUUGAUAACAGACAUGAAAAAUAAAGAAAAAUACAAAAAAAUGAAAAAUAUCAGAAAAGAACAAAAAAAUGUUAUUAGCUUAUUAGGAAUAUAGGUAAAGAUAAGUACAGAACGACGGACUAUUGUAUGUUAACUUCACGCAAAUAAUUAUCGAUUUGCCUCAAGUUUUUAAAUUGAAUUCCGUGCAUUUUAACCCGUCAGUUAGUAUUAUAUAUUCGUACCUCUGACCAUACACAUAUGAACACACACAUACCCACACACAUACAAAGUGAAUAUGUAUGCUACGUUUCUUAUUCAUACAUGAAAACAUAAUUGCUAAAUAAACAUUUAAUAAAACCCA
Molecule: messenger RNA, 2075 nt
Organism: Temnothorax curvispinosus
Lineage: Eukaryota; Metazoa; Arthropoda; Insecta; Hymenoptera; Formicidae
Gene: Oda
Product: ornithine decarboxylase antizyme 1
Exons: 4
Biological process (GO): positive regulation of protein catabolic process
Cellular component (GO): cytoplasm; nucleus
Molecular function (GO): ornithine decarboxylase inhibitor activity
Source: RefSeq, a predicted model, not a curated record